AUGAACCACGCCACCCGACGCGCCGUAACGCAGCUCCUCAAGCGACAAACCCAGCGAAGCCGCAUCCCGUCGCGACGAUGCGCCUCGACUUUCCAGAAGAGACAGUGGUCGACACCACUCGCGCAAAACCUCGCCAACGCGAUCAAAGUGACCGGACCGAUCCCCAUCGCAGCAUUCAUGCGUCAAGUGCUCACCUCACCGGACGGAGGGUACUACACGACGCGCCCCGAAGGCGACGGUGAGGUCUUCGGCAAGCACGGUGACUUCGUCACGUCGCCUGAGAUCUCGCAGGUCUUCGGCGAACUGGUCGGUGUGUGGACGAUCACCGAGUGGAUUGCACAGGGGCGGAAACGCAGCGGAGUCCAGCUGAUUGAAGUUGGGCCUGGCAAGGGGACGCUGAUGGAUGAUAUACUACGGACUUUCCGGAACUUCAAAACGUUUACGUCGAGCAUCGAGGCGAUCUACCUCGUCGAAGCGAGUCCUACGCUCCGCGAGGUGCAGAAAAAGCUCCUCUGCGGCGAUGCCCCGAUGGAGGAGACGGAGAUUGGACAUCGCAGUACGAGCAAGUAUUUCGAUGUGCCGGUAGUCUGGGUAGAAGACAUCCGGUUAUUACCGCAGGAGGAGGACAAAACACCAUUCAUAUUCGCCCACGAAUUCUUCGACGCCCUUCCCAUCCACGCCUUCGAAUCCGUCCCCCCAUCACCAGAGAACCAGCCCCAAGAAUCCCAACAGAUCAUGACCCCCACAGGACCCCAAAAGCUCCACCGCCCCCUCAAAGCCGCCAACACCCCCCAGUGGCGCGAACUCAUGGUCACGCUGAACCCCAAAGCCGUCGAAGAGGACCUCCCCGGCGAGGCAGAGUUCCAACUAACGCGGGCCCCCGCAUCAACCCCCUCAUCGCUUGUCAUCCCCGAGAUCUCCGAGCGUUACAAAGCACUGAAGAACCAGCCCGGCUCGACCAUCGAAAUCAGCCCCGAGAGCCGAAUCUACGCGUCUGAUUUCGCCCGCCGCAUCGGAGGCGCCAGCAUCAACACCAAACAAGGUGCCGCUGCACAAAAACCACCGCCUCCCCCCGCGAAGCACACCCCCUCCGGCGCAGCCCUCAUCAUGGACUACGGCACAAUGUCCACCAUCCCCGUGAACUCACUGCGCGGAAUCCAGAACCACAAGAAUGUCGCGCCGCUGUCAUCCCCAGGCCAAGUGGACGUCAGCGCCGACGUCGACUUCUUCUCACUAGCGGAGGCGGCCAUUGACGCCAGCGAGGGCGUCGAAGUCCACGGCCCUGUCGAGCAGGGUACCUUCCUGCGGAGUAUGGGCAUCGCGGAGCGCAUGCAGCAGCUGCUUAAGGGUGUUGAGGACGAGGAGAAGCGCAAGACGCUGGAGAGUGGGUGGAAGCGGUUGGUUGAGCGUGACGGGGACGGUAUGGGUAAGCUCUAUAAGUUUUUGGCCAUUGUACCUGAGAAGGGCGGCAAACGGCGGCCGGUUGGGUUUGGGGGGAACGUUGUCAUGUAA
Molecule: messenger RNA, 1512 nt
Organism: Aspergillus candidus
Lineage: Eukaryota; Fungi; Ascomycota; Eurotiomycetes; Eurotiales; Aspergillaceae
Product: class I SAM-dependent methyltransferase
Exons: 3
Coding region: 1-1512 (503 amino acids)
Biological process (GO): mitochondrial respiratory chain complex I assembly
Cellular component (GO): mitochondrion
Molecular function (GO): protein-arginine omega-N symmetric methyltransferase activity
Source: RefSeq, a predicted model, not a curated record